This is a messenger RNA of Cotesia congregata, 687 nucleotides long. The record is from the annotation of a GenBank genome assembly. Lineage: Eukaryota; Metazoa; Arthropoda; Insecta; Hymenoptera; Braconidae.
AUGUCUAUACGUCGUCACUCUCGUAAUAACAAAACUGAGUCUCAUGCAGCAAAAAUUGGCGAAAAAUGGAUAAAAGGGCUCUGUGAAUAUUGCGUUUGUGAAAAAUCUACUGACAUCAUUCCCAAAUCAACUUGUACAAAAAUUCAGUGCUCUAAAAUUGACGACCAUUCAGAUAGUAAAAAUUACAAACUCAAAGAAGUAACUGUAGAAGGUCAUUGCUGUCCAAGAAUGGAAAGAGUAGCUUGCAAGCACCAAGAUAAAUUUUAUAAUGUCGGAGAAAAAUGUCAAUCAGAAGAUUUUUGCACCAACUAUGAAUGCAUUUAUAACAAUCAAAGUCUUCGGAUAAAAGAAUCAAUUACAAAGUGCGAAAAAGUCGACCUGCUUGAGGAAGAAAAGUAUGAAAUUAAAACAGAGAAAAUCGCUGGACAAUGCUGCCCAGCUUGUAUAACUGAGGAAUGCUUAAAUAAAACUGGAAAAAUUGAACUUGUACAAACUGUACGAACUUGCAAUCAAGAUUGUAAACUAGGUUGGGAGUACAGAGACCCGAAGGAAGGAGAAUGUUGUGGUGAAUGCGAGCAGACAUAUUGUAUAGAAAAUGGAAUUUUACAUCAAAUAAAUAUGCCACCUGGAUAUCUGAUGAUAAUUGCACGACUUAUAUUUGUCAGAUUAAAUACCGCCAUCAGGUAG